AUGGCUGCUACUGGAACCACACAGCCCAUCGCCAGUAAUCUGUCGCCGGACGGCCUGAUUGCUGUCACUUGGAUUGGUGUCGGCCUGGGUGUCUUGUUCGUGUCCAUCCGCCUCGCCAUCCGCCUCAGUCGACUGAAACGGCUGUACCCCGACGACUACUUUGUCCUCGUCGCGCUGGCCUUUUUGAUCAUCAAUGCCGUGCUGCAGACCCUCCAGACACCGCAUCUGUACUACACAGCCCUAACUCCGACGGGCCCGAACAUCGCGGACCACGUGGUGUUGUACAAGAAGUAUGAAUUCGCCAUCAUCGGCAUCUUCUGGACUGUGCUCUGGAGCAUCAAGGGCUCCUUCCUGGCCCUGUUUUGGAUGAUUACGCAGGGUCUGCCCCGGUACAUCUGGGCCUGGUGGGUCGUGGCUGGGUUCGUUGUGAGCUCCUAUGUCGUGUGUUGGCUGCUGUCGGCCCUGAAUUGCCAUCCUCCCUCGGAAUAUUUCAAGCUUGGCGGAUGUGGCCGGGCAAUUGACAAGCACACCUCCUUCAUCAGCAUCUGUUUCAGCACCGCGGUCGAUAUAGCGACGGACGUGAUGAUCAUGGGCAUUGGGGUCACGAUCGUGUGUGGGACCCGCAUCAACCGGCGCGAGCGGCUCAGCCUGGGCGUCAUCUUCAGCCUGGGGAUCAUCAUCGUCGCCGCGGCCGUCGUGCGCGCCAUCCAGAUCAGCGGCAAGGCCUACACCGACAUGGCCGGGGUCGCCAUCUGGAGUGUCGCCGAGUCCAGCAUCUCGGUCAUCAUCGGAUGUCUUCCCCCGUUCAAAAUCUUCCUCUCCCGCCAUCCCUCCUUCGCCCCGUACACGUCCGGGUCAGCCGGCCCCUACCUCCAAAGUGGAGCAUCCUCUACUCCCGCCAAACCCCGCGUGUGGAGCGACACGCCCGUGGCCCCGCCUCAACGCGGCUUGUAUCAGAAUCUCGACUUCGAGCUUCACUCGAGGAAUACGGACAUUGUCGGGGGGGCAGGCGCCCGGGUGGUCCGGAACACCACGCUCCCAAGAGAGAGUGUGGACUCGGGACGACCGGGCGAGAUUCGCAUGGUGAAGGAGUUCAGCGUGAUCACGACACGAUAA
Aspergillus campestris IBT 28561 is the source of this 1116-nucleotide messenger RNA. RefSeq lists its product as uncharacterized. The record is from RefSeq and is a predicted model, not a curated record. Bases 1 to 1116 code for a protein of 371 amino acids. Lineage: Eukaryota; Fungi; Ascomycota; Eurotiomycetes; Eurotiales; Aspergillaceae. The transcript has 5 exons.